Molecule: messenger RNA, 3477 nt
Organism: Mizuhopecten yessoensis (Yesso scallop)
Lineage: Eukaryota; Metazoa; Mollusca; Bivalvia; Pectinida; Pectinidae
Product: protein cornichon homolog 1-like
Exons: 5
Coding region: 14-448 (144 amino acids)
Biological process (GO): endoplasmic reticulum to Golgi vesicle-mediated transport
Cellular component (GO): endoplasmic reticulum membrane; COPII-coated ER to Golgi transport vesicle
Source: RefSeq, a predicted model, not a curated record
UUCCGCUCUAACAAUGGCGUUCACAUUUGCGGCUUUUUGCUAUAUUUUGGCACUUAUUUUAUCGGCCGUGCUGAUAUUUUUCGCAAUUUUUCACAUUAUAGCAUUUGAUGAAUUAAAGACUGACUACAAGAAUCCAGUGGAUCAAUGUAGCAGUUUAAACCCGUUGGUGCUACCAGAGUAUUUUAUACACAUAUUCUUUACGGUGAUGUUCAUGUUUGCGAUGCAGUGGAAGACAGUCAUUCUAAAUGUACCCCUCAUAACAUACCACAUUCGAAGGUACAUACAUCGACCAAUCAUGACCGGACCUGGCUUGUAUGAUCCCACUACUAUCAUGAAUGCAGAUCAACUUAGUCAAGCGCAAAAGGAAGGAUGGGUUAAACUAGCAUUCUACCUGAUCUCUUUCUUCUACUAUCUGUACAGCAUGAUCUAUGUCUUGGUCUCAAAUUAAUUGUCCUUUGUGCUGUACCAGAAGAGGAUUUUACUACGAAGAUUGGGACAUGUACUAUUUAGUUGUAUGGUUUGAAAGCGUAUUUGAAUUACCUGGGGCGAAAAAAGGAAGGCAAAUAUGAAUGAGACAUGCUACAUAAUAGUACUGAUUAAAAACUAUAUUCUGAAUGACAGAAAAUGUGUAUUACAAAGAAAACAACACUCCAGAAUAUACCAUUUUUAAUAACAUAAUUAGGAUGUGAAGUAUUUUUGUUGUAUAAUUGCUUUUAUUAUUUAGAAUACUGGUGUCACAAUGUUUUGUUGUGUUACAUCUGUGUAUGUUAGAUUUGAAGCACUGUCUGGAUUUCAUUUCUCUUUCUCCUAAAGCUGUUUUAGUGUGGUAUUGUACUGUAUUUUUUCACCAUUUCUUUCAUGUUACCAUUUUCCAUAUUGGUAUCUCGGAAAAGAAAACUUUAGGAAUACAUUCAAAUGUUAUGGUAUGAAAAAAGUAUCCUUAUCAACAAGUAACGUUUCUAUGUGUAAACCUAGUUAGAUUAUUAAGUUCAUCAGACCAUGUUUGAUUUCUUCUGUUAAAGAUUAAUAAGACAAAGUAUGUUUGUUAUCAUGCCAAAGAAUUUCUGUGCCUUAACAGAUAAUCUCUUAAUUAUUUUGACUUAUAAUGCGUUAAGACAGGAACUCAAAUUUUAGGACAAGAUGAUAUCUUUAUUUCUGUAUGUGGUCAGUUGUCUGUCCAACGAAGACUUGUAGAUAACCUAUUUUAUUUACCGUUUUUUGACUUACUGACAAUGACAUAUCACUACUGUUAAGGUUUUAUGAAAGAACUUAAUUAGUAAAUUGCUUUUGUCAUUAUCAAUACCAUAUGUGUAUUGGUAUGUUGAUAUGUUGUAAAAGAGAUGGGCUAAAAGCCUCUCUUCACUUUGAACUAUUUCUGUAUUUAUUUCUGUUCUUUACAGAGGUUUGUUACUCAAAGUAGAAUGUUGAUGUACAGAUUGAUUCAUUUAGAAUACUCAUACUCAAGCUGAACAAAAGGAACUCUUUUCUAUGGCACACAAACUUAUGUUUUACACUUAAGUACAUUGUUUUGUAAUUUUUAAUAAUGUCACUUAAAAAUAAGAAAUUACUUUACUUGAAAAUCCACUUUUAUGAAAUUGCAAUUUUCAUACAUUCUUACAUGUCAUGUAGGUGGAAUUUGUCAUAAAGGCUGAACAUUUCAUAAUAAAACUGACUUUGAUUUCAAGUUCAAGCUGCAUGGUUCCUUUGAAAAAUACAGCUUUCUCAAGUCAGAAAUAUUGAACAUUGCGAGAUGUAUGACAGCUUGGAUGAGAAAGAUUGUUUUUAUAUUGAUAUAACAGGACUUACUGAGAACCUAUUUCAUUGUAUUAUCUUCAAAAAGCAUCGGACAGAGUCCUAUCAUGGACCUGGUAACAUGAGUAACAAUUAAGAUUUUGUCCUGUGAUGUGAAUGUUGUGAAUACUGGUAUGUAAUUUACAUGACUUGUGGAUAUUUUUUUGUGAUCUGGAACUAGAUUUAUCUUUGAAAUACACUGCCAGUGUAAACAUCUAAAAUUUCUAGAUCUGUUUUUGUAUUUGGGUGUAAUGGUAUCUUAUGAAUAGAGGAUAUUUUGAAAAAAAUGGUGCAUAUAUGGUAUUUAAUGAUAGAAUCUGCUUAAAGAGUUAACAAAAUAGAGAGUAUUUGUAAAGCAAUCAUUAGAAACAUACUGUAAGGAGGACACUUUUUGUUAAAUCUAUGAGUUGAUGGAGAAAGCAAUACAAAGUAAAUACGAAUGUAUUGAUUUUUUUUUCUGAACCUAUGAUAUUUAAAUGAACCUAUCUACUUAAGUGAAAUAGUGCAUUUACGUUAUAAUCAAAGACAUUUAAUCAAUGUGUGCAAUAUGGAUAUCAGUUGGUAUGAUAAGUGAACAACAUUUAUUUUGUUUUGUAAUCAUUAAUUGAAAUCCUUUUGCAUUUGGACAAUGUGAGUGCCGAAUGGUUGGAGGUGAACUCUUUAUCAUACCUUCCAAUUCUGUUGUUGUUUGGUUUUACAUGUUUCUAUGUCUGUAUAAAUGUCCUCUACAAAUAUGUAGUUGGGACAGAAAAUAACAAUCCUUGGUGGUCACGACCCAUUGUUGGCCUCUUUAAUACUGUCUCUUGAGAUCGGAGUUAUUCCCCUUGUCAAUUGUUAUUACGAGUGACUUUAAAGAAGCCUUCCGAUAAGCCAUUCUUAAUGAAAAGGUCACAAUUGGCAAGGAAAAUGCAUUCUCAUUAAUGGAACUAGGAGAACCCUGUCAUUUUGGUCCUGUAAAAAUUAUAAAUUUUCUCUACUUUGAACGGGGAAAGGUACACUACUGUGUGUGCCGAGAUGUUUUGUAUCAGGUUUUAUGUAAAUAUGAUUUGUAACACUUCCCUAGUUUACUUUUAUUGAGGGACUUACUAAACAUUGAUGUUCUGUUAAUGUUUGUGCCAUAUAGCAUCAGUUGAUUUUUCAAAUUUCAUUUUAACUCAUUUAUAAGGAUUGAUAUGUGGACAAAUUAUAUUGUAUUUUUGGUGUAGAUUUGUGCUAUUUAAAAUAGAACACAGCAAGAAGUGAUUGGAACAUUAAAAGUUUAUUGCAAAUGAGUAGACCGCCUUACAACGACUAUACUGCAAAAAAGAACAUAGUAAUGGAUCAAGUAAAUUGAAAUACUAAAAACAAUUCUUUCACUCCCUCUUUCCACCUAAGUAGUCACCAUAUGGACAUCAACCAGGAUAUAUUUCUGGUUAAUAUCAUUAUGAUGUAAUCAGGUAACUUGUGAAUCUAUUCAAUCUUUAAUAGCAUACAGUAUUCUAUAUUAAGUUUUGAAGAGACUGCUUUAUGUGUGUAUUGAUAGGAUAUUGCGUUUCAUUAAUAUUUAUCAGUUUCAUAGUAAAUGUAUUAGUAUUGUGAUUUUAUUGUAGGUCCCAUUUUGAUUUGUUGUUUUUUAUGACAAAUAUUUUUUUGUCGCACUUUUAAGACCUCUUCUAUUGAAAUACGAAUAAAAGAUAUUCAAUCAAA